GACUUGGAUGUCUGUGGUCACUUCAAGUAAAGUAAAGUUAUUAUUAUUUUUCUUUUCUUUGUCAUCACCCGAGGCUCAGGCACAUAUGACAUAAUGCUAAGCUAACGCCACCCGCUAGCGUCACGGUUGUUCUCAAAAUGUCUGCCAAGGAAUCUGUGGCAUGCUGAACAUUACAGAGACAACUCAAAAGACACCAAGGCCGUCUGUAAAGGAUCAAACUAACAGGUUAAAGCAGCAUCUCUCUCAACUCUCUGAAACCUACUUUGACCAGAACCUCCGCCAGCCUCUUUAAAUCUGAUCAACACGCACCACAUGUGUACAUGUCAGCCCCUUGAAUGUGCCUGAGCUUACCACUGAGCUGAGGAUCGAACCACCGACCUUGUGCAGACUGGAUGUGACCUUGUGACCCCUGGUUGCCAGGGAGAAAUCAGCGUGGCCAUGGCCACAGGGGCUACCGCUGGGGAGAGCCAACUCCAGAGGAUUAUCAGAGAUCUGCACGAUGCUGUUGCAGAGCUGGCAAAGGAGUACAGGGAAAGUGGGGAGCCAAUCACAGAUGACAGUACCAACCUGCACAAAUUCUCUUAUAAGCUGGAGUACCUGCUACAGUUUGACCAGAAGGAGAAGAGCACAUUUCUUGGUACAAAGAAGGACUAUUGGGACUAUUUCAGCGACUGUCUGGCAAAAAUCAAAGGGGCCAAUGAUGGGAUCCGCUUUGUCAGAUCCACCACUGAACUGAAGACAUCCCUGGGGAAGGGGCGAGCAUUUAUUCGCUACUCCCUCGUACAUCAGCGACUGGCUGACACGCUGCAGCAGUGCCUGAUGAACCAGAGAGUCACCAGUGACUGGUUCUACGCAAGAAGCCCCUUCCUGAAGCCCCAUCUUAGUGUUGACAUCAUCAAUCACCUGUAUGAACUCAAUGAGGUCCAGUUUGACGUGGCCUCCAGGGGACAUGAUCUUGAUGCCUCCUGGCCCACUUUUGCAAGGAGGACACUGGGAAGUGGAAACUCACCUGGCCACAUGUGGAAACCACCCAGUCGCAGUUCCAGCAUUAACAGUCUGGCCAGCACCUACUCCCAGCAAGCACAUGAGUUCCCCUCCAGCCCCGACUAUGGUCAGAGUCUGCUAAAUGACCUUAAUGAUUCCCUUCCUACGUGCUCCGAAGAUGUCGGCACAGUUGAAGACCUUCGUCUAGAACUGGACCAGUCCGAGCUGAAGCAGCGAGAACUCUUCGGUAAGGUGCAGCUGCUGGGCGAGGAGGCAGCUGAGCUCAGGGUUGUAGUCGUGGAGCUCCAAAGGCAGCUGGAUGUGUCGCUUUCUGCCCAAGAGGAGCAACGGGGCCUGCAGGGAGAACUCAUGGCUCUGCAAGGGAGAGAGGAGGCCCUGUCCAGAGAGGUGGAAACACUUAGGACUAGGGACAAAACCACAGAGGCUGAACAACGCCUGCUUCAUGAAAAGUUGGCAACUGCUGAAGGGAAGAACAUAGAGCUAAUGGCCAAGUUAGACGGGGUUCUGAAUGAGAAGGGCCAGCAGGCAACCAGCUACUUUGACUCAGCACAAAAGAUACACGAGUUGCUGGACAGAUUGAAAGAUGCAGAGCAAGGAAAGAUGGAAGCUGCUGCAGAGGCAGAUGAGAAGAAGAGGCUGGCAGAAAGACUGGAGGAGGAUCUGAGAUUCAAGGAGGCAGCUGCAAAGGAUGGUGAGAUCAAACUUGGAGAAUUAGUUUCAUCUGCGUCUGAGGAGAAGGCCACAUUGAUGGCGAAGGUGGAACAACAGUGUAGUGCACAUGACAAGCUACAGGGGGCAUUGACAUUAAGAGAGAAAGAGGCAAGCAACCUACAGAGGCAGCUGCAAGAUCUGCAAAGAUCUCUAGAGGAGCGAGAGAAAGAGGUGGAGGUUGUGAAGAGGAUGGCACAAGAAGAUAAAGAGGAAAUGCACCAGAAUGUCGGUGGCUUAAAAAAAAAGCUAGAAACAGAAGUUACUGCUCUUAAGGGGCAGGUUGAAAAGAAAGAAGCCGAGCUGACCUCAACCUGUGAGACCCUGCAACAGCUUGAAGCCAAGAACCAAAAGCUGAACACAGAAAGGGAGACACUGACAUGUGGCCUUGCUGAGCUCGAGGGAAGCAUCAAAGAACAGACCAAAAAGGUAGAAGAUUACAAGACACAGUGUACCAAUUUAAUGGAGCUGAAUGAGAAGCUGCUGACCAGGGUGAAGAGAAAUGAGGAGUGGAAGAAGGAGAUGGCAGACAACAGAGCAGUGCUUGAAGCAGAGUUAGCAGCUCUAAGGGCCUCUGAGAAACAGCUUCGCGGACAGAUGGAUGAUACCAAGAUGACAGUGGAUGAAAAAGAGAAGCUGUUGCGUGAAGAGAAUCGCAAGUUGGAUGAGAGUCUGCAGCGAGCAACCAUGGCCGCAAAGCUCUCAGAGAGCACGUUAAAGCAGCUUGAGCAGGAGAACCAGAGUCUGAAAGAAGAGCAGGACACUGUGAAAGCAGCUCUUGGUCGCAUGCAAGCAGACCUGAAGAGUGUACACGGGCAGAUCGGAGAGUUGGAGAAGAAUUUAGGAGCUUCACGCAAGAAUGAAGCCAGUUUUCAAAAAGAACUCCAAACCAAAGAGGACCUGCUAGUGAGCAAACAGAGGAACCUUGUUGAGCUUCAGUCCAGGUUAAAGGCUCUGGAGGCCAGGGGGAAGGAGCUUGAGAUGGCCAAAGCUGACGCAGAAGCAACUUGUGCUAGACAGACUGAAGUGAUUGAGAAGGUGACGUCUGAGAAGCAGACGAUGGAGAAGUGUCAGCUGGAGAGGAGUGCCGUUCAAGUGAAGGAGAACCAAGAGGUGACGGGCAAGCUGACUGUGUUUGAGGGCCAGUUGGAGCUGAGCCUGAAAGAAGUUUCCAGGUUCCAGGCAGAGGUCCUGGACCUCAGGGUGAAGGUACAGCGGUCUGAAGAAGAAAAGCUUAAAUCCCAAGCACAGCUGGAGGUGACAGAAGCCCAAAGAGAUGAACUCAGGACUCUGACCGAGCAGCUUAAAGCUCAGACAGAAGCACUCAACCAGAAGCAUGUAACAGACCUGAUGGAGUGCAAAAAGAAAGAAGAGACGCUGAUCGAACAGCGCGACAGAGAAGUAGCUGCCAACGCCGAAUUGGCCAUCUCUGCAGCUGCAGUCCGAGAAGAACUGUCCGGCCUCAAGGCACGAAACGAGAAGCUGGCCGUAGAGAACAGCGAGACACGUGAGGGUCUGCACAGGGCAAACACGGAGAUGGCCGAGCUGGGGAUGACCAUCUGCAAGCUGAGUGCUGAGAAAGAAGAGGCCAGAGAGCACUGCACAGGUGACGCUGCCAUGAUUGCAGAGAUGGAGAAAAAGGUGGAUUUGCUAGAAGAGUGCAUGACGGAACUGCGACUGGAGAAUAACAGAGUAAGAGAGGAGCUGUCGCAGAAGGAGAUGCUCCCAGGGACUAUCAUUGAGCUCAAGGAGCAGCUGGAAAAGGCCAAGAACCAAGUGCAGAGUGUCAAGGACUCCAGCAGAGAGGAGACGGAUGCUGUAAAGUUCCAGAUGAGCUCAGAGAGCAUGAAUUAUCAGAGCCAGAUGAAGAGUACGAAUGAACAGCUGGACAAGGUGAAAACUCAGCUGCAGGAGGAGCUGAAGAACGUGUGCAGCCUGCGGGCCAAAGUGUCUGAAUUAGAGGCUGAGAACGAGCAGUACCUGGUGCUGACCGGUGAGAAAGAUGCUCACAUCACGACGACAGAAGCAACCAUUCGUCGGAGUGAAAGCGAGAUUCAGCGACUGACAGAAGCAGUGAGCAAAGCUGAAGAUUCAGACUUCUCUGUGCAAAAGGUGUGUGAGGAACUGAAGGAAAAACUCAACGCGACGCACUCCGACCAGCAAAACCAAAACCUGAAGAUGACUGCAGAGAUUGACGACCUCAACAACACCAAGGCUUACCUUGAAGAGCGGCUCAUCGAGCUUAUCCGGGACAAAGAUGCUCUGUGGCAGAAGUCAGACGCUCUGGAGUUUGAGCAGAAACUGCGAGCAGAGGAGCGCUGGUGGUCUGAUAAAGAGGCGACUCACUGCCUCGGCUGCAAGGGCCAGUUCACCUGGUGGCUGCGCAGGCAUCACUGCAGGCUCUGUGGUCGGAUCUUCUGCUACUACUGCAGCAACAACUUUGCAGCGACCAAGCACAGCGGGAAGAAGGAGCGCUGCUGCAUGGAGUGCUACACCCAACACAGUGCCGUGGUGGAGAGGUUCACUGAGGCAGAGCUGAGUCCUUCAGAGAUCCUGCCUCCUCCACCUGGAGCUGGACCCCAACCGUCUCCUGAACCGGCUCCGUACAAACCCACCCCCAGGGUAACAGUUUCUGAUCCAAGCAACAAAUCAGACGAUGGAGUUUUCGACAUCAUCACUGAAGAGGAAGUGAAUGGCGUCUACGACAGCGACACCACCUCCCAGACCACAGCAGGCUCACUGGAUGGAGAACAAGACCGGCGGCCUCCGGGAUCUAUGGAUAUAGGAACAGGAGAUUUGAUGCCUGAUGACCCUGAAGAGCACGUCCCCACGGUUCAGGAUUCAGAGAUCAACCUCCUCAGAUCAGGAGAAGUGACCAUGGCCGUUCCCCUCAGCAUUGACGCCAUUUGUCAGUUUGGGGACGGCUCUCGGGAACUCUUCGUCAAGUCCAGCUGUUACAGUGUAAUAACCGUACCUGUAGACGACUGCGGACCGACCAUCUGCUGGAUGUUUUCCUCGGAGCCCAAAAGCAUCUCCUUCAGUGUGGUUUACCGGGAAUCUGCUGAGACACAGGUGGAACAGUCGAAGGUCCUGAUUCCUCUGACUCGCUGCAAUUCUCAUAAAGAGACAAUUCAGGGUCAACUGAAGGUCCGACACCCCGGCCUCUACUCACUCAUCUUUGACAACUCCUUCUCACGGUUUAUCUCCAAGAAAGUCUUUUACCAUCUGACCAUGGAGAAACCCGUAAUCUACGACGGAAGUGACUUUCCCUGAUGCUGGAUGACGCACGCUGCCACAGAGCGCUCAUUCCGAUGUCACUGUGGCAUCGAGACACUGCAGAGAUGGUGAUUCAAUGAAUGUUGCCAUUCAUUUUAGUUUUACCCAAAACCUGCUUUUACCCAAGUAUUGUCAGCAUCUUUCAAUGUUUCUGUUUAAUUUAAGUCUGUGGUGUUGAUGUAUUGAGGUGUGAUUGUGUUUUAACUGUAAGUUAAGUGAAGUGUAGUCAACAACAUGAGAGAGAAACAGAAAGACAAGUGUCUAUGCAAGUUUUAUAAUCAAAUUUUAAUAUGUACACCAAGUUAUAUACAAAAAUCAAGUUCAGCCAAGUUUAAAUUACGUUGCUCGUCUAGAGAAACUGUAAUUUUUUGUUUUAUCUUUCUGUAAUGUUUCUCUGCCUUAAGAAUGAUUUGGCUUCUCUUUUCCCAAAUAUGCUGUUACAAUAGGGAAGGCAGAUCGCUGCAUGUAACACAAACAAUGUGAAAUCUGGUAUAAGACCCAAGAGCGAAUAUUUCUCACGCUCAUGGCCAGUUUUUAUCAAGUUAAAAGUUUUUUACAAUAUUUUAGAAGAUGAGGAUCUGGUUUGCUCGCAGGUUUUUAACUAAUUGAAUUGUCUGAGCAUAUUUGCACUGUGCCAGUGAAGGAAGGAAACAAAGCAGUGACUGACUAACUGGCCUGGAAAAAAACAAAGUUUCUGCUUGAAAACAAAGCAUUAUGCACUUUGUGCAACUCUCAGGAGGGGGAUACAACGUUGUCCUUAAAGCAUGUCCUCAUUUAAUGUUUUCGGAAAGCUAAAAAAAAACAGGCCAGAGAAGACAAUUGUCACAGAUAUUAAGGAGACCUGAACACUAGCUCUCUCACCUAGUGAAGUAGAGUGCCUGUGCUUACUGAGGACAGACUGACUGUGUGCCAUUAUGAUGACACUAUUUCAAUAUAUUUACUCACUAAUGAGCUACUGUACUUUUAAAGUGCCUUUUAACUCUAAUCACCAGGACUUAGUUUUUCUUUUGUGGCAUUUGACUAUAUCCUCACAGAACAUGAUUUCUCUGUAGAAACUUUCUGACAUUUAAAUCACAAUAUAACAUACACAACAUCAUAUAUUUCAGUUGAGUCGUUUUCAUUAUAAUCUCUGGAAUCGGUCCCUCUGGCUUUUCCUGUUUCUCUCAGUGAUGAAAUGUGUUGACAUUUUUUUUCCAUUUUAUUGUUUAGUUUUUUUUCAAACAUGAAGCAAUUUGAAAAGAAUCAGCCUGAUCACUUUUGGACACUGCCUAACAUUUAUUGAAGCGCUCGAUGCUGCAUUUACAGAGAUCUUGUUGUCUCACGGUCGGAUCUCUUUUAUACUUUUGAUGAGUGUAAAUCGGUGCAAUUUCUAUGCAAAGUCUGAUAUUUUCUCUGCAGUGCUGCAAUUUGUGAUAAUUACUUUAUACUUUGUUAUGAACAACAUGAAAUCUGUUAAGUUUACAUUAUCACACGGUGACAGAUUUUUGUACUUGCUCUAACAUCUUGUGGAAUAAAUCUGAGCAUUAUCACUACGAGCACUCGGUGUAGCUGGUUUGGUGAUAUGGUCAUUGCUGAUAAA
This is a messenger RNA of Limanda limanda (common dab), 6568 nucleotides long. RefSeq names its product FYVE and coiled-coil domain autophagy adaptor 1a (gene fyco1a). Gene Ontology annotation, cellular component: lysosome; autophagosome; late endosome. The record is from RefSeq and is a predicted model, not a curated record. The transcript has 19 exons. Gene Ontology annotation, biological process: plus-end-directed vesicle transport along microtubule; positive regulation of autophagosome maturation. NCBI's taxonomy places the organism in Eukaryota, Metazoa, Chordata, Actinopteri, Pleuronectiformes, Pleuronectidae. Gene Ontology annotation, molecular function: metal ion binding. Bases 439 to 4986 code for a protein of 1515 amino acids.